This is a messenger RNA of Mangifera indica (mango), 1714 nucleotides long. RefSeq names its product 5'-adenylylsulfate reductase 1, chloroplastic-like. NCBI's taxonomy places the organism in Eukaryota, Viridiplantae, Streptophyta, Magnoliopsida, Sapindales, Anacardiaceae. Bases 159 to 1553 code for a protein of 464 amino acids. The transcript has 5 exons. Gene Ontology annotation, molecular function: phosphoadenylyl-sulfate reductase (thioredoxin) activity. The record is from RefSeq and is a predicted model, not a curated record.
UGAACCUGACCUGACUCUUCUUCCGCCAUUAUUUAGGUCCUGAAUCCUGAUCAUCUUCCUUCUCUCAGGAUCACAAAGUCUUGGAGUCUUGGACAAUUUCAAUUGCAAUCUCAAAUUCUUUAAGCAAAAACGCAAAACAGAAACAUUAAUUUUUUAACAUGGCUUUGGCUGCUACUUCUUCUUCUUCUUCUUUUAAAGUUAUCUCAGGAGCAUCAGGCUUUCCUCUCUCAAGUUCCUCAAGCGAAAUGAAAGUUUCACAAAUCGCUUCGUUCCGGCUACUUGACCGGCCACAUAUGGCUUCCACGACUCUGCCUCGACGGAGGAGUUCGGUGAAGCCGGUGAAUGCAGAGCCGAAACGGAAUGGUUCAAUUGUGCCGCUUGUAGCGACCGUGGCGGCUCCUGUUGAAGAGAAAGUUGCGGCAGUGGAGGAGGACUUUGAAGGAUUGGCUAAGGAGCUUCAAGAUGCUUCGCCUCUUGAAAUAAUGGAUAAAGCUUUAGAGAAAUUUGGAAAUGACAUAGCUAUUGCUUUCAGUGGUGCUGAAGAUGUUGCUUUGAUUGAGUAUGCACGUUUAACUGGUAGGCCAUUCAGGGUGUUUAGUCUUGAUACUGGGAGGUUAAACCCAGAAACAUAUAAAUUCUUUGACACCGUAGAGAAACAUUAUGGCAUCCGGAUCGAGUACAUGUUUCCAGAUGCUGUUGAAGUUCAGGGAUUAGUCAGGAGCAAGGGGCUCUUUUCUUUUUAUGAGGAUGGGCACCAAGAAUGCUGCCGUGUGAGGAAGGUGAGGCCCCUUAGGAGGGCUCUUAAGGGUUUGCGUGCCUGGAUCACUGGACAAAGGAAAGAUCAGUCCCCUGGCACUCGGUCUGAGAUUCCUGUUGUCCAGGUGGAUCCAGUUUUUGAGGGGCUGGAGGGUGGUGUUGGCAGCUUAGUGAAGUGGAACCCUAUGGCUAAUGUUAAGGGUAAUGACGUUUGGAACUUCCUCCAUGCAAUGGAGGUGCCUGUGAAUUCAUUGCACUCACAAGGGUACAUCUCAAUUGGGUGCGAACCUUGCACUAGGCCUGUCCUUCCAGGGCAACAUGAAAGGGAAGGAAGGUGGUGGUGGGAGGAUGCCAAGGCUAAGGAGUGUGGCCUCCACAAGGGGAAUCUGAAGGAGGAUAGUGCAGCACAAGUUAAUGGAAAUGGAGCUUCAGCGGUUGGUGACAUUUUCAAUUCCCAGAAUUUGGUGAAUUUGACUAGAAUUGGUGUGGAAAAUUUAGCAAGAAUGAGUAACAGACAAGAGCCAUGGAUUGUUGUGCUCUAUGCCCCAUGGUGCCAAUUCUGCCAAGCAAUGGAAGGGUCAUAUGUUGAGUUGGCUGACAAGUUGGCAGGAAGCGGUGUGAAAGUUGGAAAGUUCAGAGCAGAUGGUGAUCAGAAGGAAUAUGCAAAGCAAGAAUUGCAGCUGGGAAGCUUCCCAACAAUUCUAUUUUUCCCCAAGCAUGCUUCAAAGCCUAUUAAAUACACAUCAGAAAAGAGGGACGUUGAUUCACUGAUGGCGUUUGUCAAUGCCCUUAGAUGAUGAAAACCAUAUAGCAUUUGCAAAUCAGUAUUCAGCUUUAUCAGCAAAGAAGUCCACGGUUCUCAUUCAUUUUAUACUUUCUUUCAGCUGGUCCGAAAAUGUAGUGUCCUGGUAACUCUGAACUUCACCAUUUUUGUAGAAAUGCAAAAUUUGUGUUUGAA